Neurospora tetrasperma FGSC 2508 is the source of this 153-nucleotide messenger RNA. RefSeq lists its product as uncharacterized. The transcript is spliced from 2 exons. The record is from RefSeq and is a predicted model, not a curated record. Bases 1 to 153 code for a protein of 50 amino acids. Lineage: Eukaryota; Fungi; Ascomycota; Sordariomycetes; Sordariales; Sordariaceae.
AUGGUGGCUGGCGUGGCUGCCAGCUACGGUUCGGUUGGCCGCUCGGAGACUGGAAGCUGUGCGGUGCAGCACCCGGUCAAGCUGGUUACCGUAUCCCGACCGUUCGGCAGUGUGGUUGGUGUUCACCCAACUUGGAAUGCGAAAGCGAGGUGA